AUGUGGAUGCAAAGAAAAACGAGAUUGGCGCAUAAUAAAUACAAGCAAAAAAGAAGGAUAGCAAAUCAAAUAUGCAAGAGAAAAAUGAAGCAAGCCUUGAAAAAAAAUGUUGAACAAAUAGAAAAAGAUUUUAAUCAAAGAAACGUUAGAGAUUUCUAUAGGAAAAUAAAAAUGCAAAGAAAAGGGUUUCAACAUACUAUAACAAAUAUAAAAGAUAAAAAUGGAACCACUCUUACAGAAGAGGCGGAAAUAGUAAGCAGGUGGAAGGAAUAUUUCAGUGAGUUGUAUAAUAUGAAUGGGGAUCAACCAAACUAUAGUAAUGAGCUAGAAAUUUUUAGCGAAGAAACGGGAGUUGAGAUACCGGAAUAUGACGAAACCGUAAAUGCAAUAUUAAAAUUAAAGGAUAACAAAGCAACUGGAGAAGAUACAAUAGCGGCAGAAAUGUUCAAGGCGGGGGAUGAAUGGCGGAAUGGUAUAAUCAUGCCCAUACACAAAAAGGGUAUUAAAACGGAUUGUCAAAAUUAUAGGGGAAUAACGCUGCUAAACGUCACGUAUAAGAUUCUAGCUGCUAUAAUUGCUAGAAGACUAAAAGUUUAUUCAGAAGGAAUCUUAACCGAUUAUCAAUGUGGUUUCAGAGAACAAAAAUCAACUGUUGACCAAAUUUUUUACGUCAGACAGAAAAUGGAAAAAUGUGCAGAAUACAACAUCGAUCUACACAUGGUUUUCACAGAUUUCAAACAAGCAACUAAUGAACCUUAUAAAAAUGAGGAUAUAGUAAGAUUCAUCAAAUCUCAAAGAUUAAGGUGGCUGGGACAUCUCAAUCGAAUGGAUGAAUCAAGGGCUCCAAAAAGAAUUUUCGAAGCAAGACCACUUUUUCAAAGAAACAUUGGAAGACCAAGGUUGAAAUGGAAGGACGACGUAGCAGAAGAUUUUCGUAAAAUGAAUAUAACAAAUUGGCAGCAACUAACAACGGAUCGAGAAGGGUGGAGGAGAAUUGUUAAUCAAGCUAGGGCUCAUAUCGGGCUCGUCCCUGAUUUUAGAACUUAA
Condylostylus longicornis is the source of this 1047-nucleotide messenger RNA. RefSeq lists its product as uncharacterized. The record is from RefSeq and is a predicted model, not a curated record. The transcript has 4 exons. The coding region runs from base 1 to 1047 and encodes 348 amino acids. NCBI's taxonomy places the organism in Eukaryota, Metazoa, Arthropoda, Insecta, Diptera, Dolichopodidae.